AUGAAGAAAUCGGCCAGGGUUGAGAUUGAAGAAAUAGAAGAACUGGAACCCCUUUUCGAUUACAGUCGUGUUCAGCCUUUCAACACUAUUGAAAUUGAUGAUGAUCCUUUGGACUGUCCUCCCGUGGGUUGUAAGAAGAAGCCAAAGAUAAUUGAUGCUGCUGCUGUUGUGAAGGAUGGUAAAAAGGCAGCCUCUAUUGUAAUUGAUUGUGAUGAUGAAGAUUGGUUUCCUCCAUCCCCAAAAGUAACAAAUGAUAUUUCAACUGUCACUGAGGAUUCUACUAGAAGAGAGUUGAGAUUAAGGAGGCAGGAGUUGGCAUCAGUUGCCAAAUCAGCAGAGGAAGUCUUAAGAAAUGUUGAGGAACAAGUGAAACGUGAAUUUGCUGCUGCAGAAUCUAUGGAAGAUGAAGUAGACGCCUCACUGCAACCUCCUAAAAAAUCUGGUGGACAGCCAUCGAAGGAUUCCGAUGACAGACCGAAAAUUGUUAUUUCACUCCAGGACCAGAAUGGACCAACGCAAUAUAGAGUUUUCAAGGAUGAUCCAUUAGAGAAGGUUUUCAAAAAGUUUGCCGAGAAGGUCGAGCUUGAUUUGCAGAGCUUAGUUUUUGUAUUUGAUGGGGAUAAAGUUAGUCCAAAGGCUACCCCCGCUGCUCUUGAGAUGGAGGAAAAUGAAAUUAUCGAAGUGCAUGUGAAAACAAAGUGA
This is a messenger RNA of Oldenlandia corymbosa var. corymbosa, 702 nucleotides long. NCBI's taxonomy places the organism in Eukaryota, Viridiplantae, Streptophyta, Magnoliopsida, Gentianales, Rubiaceae. The record is from the annotation of a GenBank genome assembly.